AAGUUUUACUCGGCCGAUGCGAGAUGGAUGCUCCUCUCACACACCUUACCCCACGCCUUGACACCUUAUUUAUUGGGUUUUAAAUUUUUUUGAUAUUUUAGAGAAUUAUAAAGGUUUCCGUUAAAAAAAAACAUGGCCUUCAAGGCGAGUACGUCUGCGUUGUAAACUCACAAAUAAACUUAAAAAAUAUUUUUUUUUGGAUUGAAGCUUUAUUUGAAAGGAUAACUCACUCGCUAUCUAAAAAUUGAGAAAGUUUUGUAAUAACACGAAAUUUCAUGAAGUGCGGAAAAUUUUUGAAAAUUGGAUGAAACUGUUCCUUUCACGAGUUUGGUCGUGUUUUAUUCUUCAUUCAAAUACCAAUGCAACAGUCGGUUUUAACUUUUCAAAAUUAUACUUCAAGUUUUUACAAGUGCAUAUGUAAAAGUGUUUUCUAUCUUCACACCUUCGAAAACAGCAAUAAUAAAUUAAAGCCGCGUGCAGCUAUCUUAUAGUUUGGUUCUCUGUAUUUUCAAAUAUCUUAAGUGUCACAUCAAAUUCAAUGAUAAUUUGGAAAUCACAGAAGAUCUUUAAUGUGUUUAUAGUCUCUAUGAACUCAUCAAUUACAAAUAUAUUUCUAGUCAGACUAUUCACACAAACCGCAGUUUUUAAUCAUCCAUAUCUUCUUCUCAUGGAAGUUCUAGCUAACGUCAAGUCAGACUUUCACAAGUAUGAGUUUUAUUUUGUCCAACAUUUUAUGCUCUUGAUGAACUCAAAUAUCAUUUCUCUUUAAACUAUAGUUUCAUAAGAUUCAGUAAUUUUGAUUCUGCAGUUCAGAUUCUAAAUUUAUCCGAAGAGAAAACCAAUUGAUCAAGUCUUUAUUCAAUUUCCGAGAAAACGUGGUUGAGCUUAACACAUUUUAGAAUUUGUAAACGUGUUGUUGUUUUUCAAAACCUCGCUAAUAAUUUCUCCCUAGUUACUCCCGUAAAGUAUUUUCUGGAAAAUUUGCAGGUUUAAUAGAGUUGGUUUGAAAUACUGCAAAUCAAAACACUUUUUAUAGAUUAAAUCAAUUUUGAUAAUGUUUUCUGUCACACAUAAUAAACUGCACUCGCAGAAUUUAAUAUUUAUUAUUUCAGAUUUUGCCAUGUCUAAUUUAAGUUGUGCUGCUCCAGAUGUUCUCGAGCGAUUGGAUAGUUUCAACAUGAAACUUUCCCAAUUUGUGGAUCUUUUAGCUAUAAUUCUAGCGUUUUUCGCUUCAUAUUUUGCCAUCAAAAUAGUAAUUAAUCAAUCAUUUUUCGAAUUAUCCACAAAAAUUCUUCUACUCCAAAAUUUAUUCUACACAAAUCUCUAUCAAAUCUCAUAUGGAAUCGAGGCAAUUGGGAUGCUCUACAGAGGAUUCUUUAUGCUCAGUGAGCCAUGCAGUAUAUUACAGUCUGAGACUUCAUGUGCGCCGUAUUUCAAAGUUCUAAUGAUUGGAACAAGUGGAAUGAUUUUUGGACAAACUGGUUUACUUAUUGAGAGAGCGUUUGCAACAUUUGCAACAACUUAUAAGACUAAAAAGAGUGUUUAUAUAGGGGUAUGUAUAUCAUUAAUAGUUCUAGUAUGCAGUACUUCAUCUGGAUUUAUCAUUCUUUGGGAUGAUCCGCUGGAAGGAUGGACUAUUGGAUGUUUUGCAGUUUCUAAGAGUGUUGUUCCCCGAUUCAACUUAUUUUCCAUAUUAUCCACUGUAUUAACACUUUUCAAUUUAAUUGUUUCAAUUUUUAUUCAGAGAUAUAACAAGCGAUUCGAAUUUGAAACACGCUUCAAAGUUGGAGCUCGAUUCCAGAAACAAGAACUCAUCGAAUCAACCGGAGCAAUUUGCUUUCUGGCUCUUUCUCAAUUUUUAUGGAUGUUCAUGUACUCGUUUGGAAUUCUGAUACUGCGAAUUAUCAGGGAAGAUAUUCUGCCAAGUACAUUUUAUUUUUGGAUUGCCUGGUGCUACACAAUGCCAUUUAUUGCCCUCAUGUUCCCCGUUCUCUUGAUCUACCGAAUUCGCAAAACCCGCGCUCGGCGGACAGAGAAAAUGAAAGGGAUAACUACUGAAAAGCAGACUCAAGAUGACCAUAUCAAACAGAUAAAUGCUAUGUGGACAUAGUUGAUGAGUCUGUUAUUGUAGUUAAUCUCACAUACCGGAAAAACGAAGCAGCAAGAGAAAAUUCGUGUUUCGUUACGAACAGUUGGGAGAAAAUAUUAUUAUAAUGCAAAUGUUUUCAACACAUUGUCAGCAUUUUCUAAUUACCUUUUUCAAACUAAAAAGUUUAUUCUCCAAUGUUUUUAAUGAAAAAUUUUACAAUGAAAA
Caenorhabditis elegans is the source of this 2314-nucleotide messenger RNA. RefSeq names its product Serpentine receptor class alpha-6 (gene sra-6). Gene Ontology annotation, cellular component: membrane. The record is from RefSeq and is marked reviewed. The coding region runs from base 1121 to 2110 and encodes 329 amino acids. Gene Ontology annotation, molecular function: G protein-coupled receptor activity. Lineage: Eukaryota; Metazoa; Nematoda; Chromadorea; Rhabditida; Rhabditidae. Gene Ontology annotation, biological process: G protein-coupled receptor signaling pathway; sensory perception of chemical stimulus. The transcript has 3 exons.